AUGGGGCGAAAUGUGCAGCAGACUGGCCUUCACCUGUGCAUUAUUGCUGUGCUGCUUCUUGGUGAAGGACAAGGGAGAGAUUUCCCUGGCAGCCUGAGCUGCCUGAAUAACUACGUGACUACUGUGAGCUGUACGUGGGCACCUGAGGAGCCCGUGGGUGAUGGACCUUUCCACCUGCAUUUCACAAACCUCUGGUCAAAGGGCCAAAAUGCCAGCUGCCAGCUGACUGCCAGAGACAGCAUGCAGGAUCAGUACCACUGCACGAUGCACUUAGCAAGACAGAUCUUGGAAACAGAUGGUUACAGAGUCUCUCUCCAAGGCAACUUCUAUGGAAGCAAUCACACAUACGUUACCUUUCAGGAGUACAGUCCCCGCCAGCACAUAAAACUUGAUCCACCUUUGAACAUCCAGAGCAAUGUUACUGCCAGCAAGUGUCAGAUAUGGUGGACUGUGCCUUCCUACCUCGAUGAAAUUCUCCAGUACCAGUUGCAGUACAAGGAGUACAGCUCGUCAUGGGAGACUGCACAGAACAAGACACCACCCAGUUCACUACCACAAAUAGAAAUUGAAGGCACAGAAUUUCACAGUGGCAUCUCUUACAUUGCACGAGUUCGCUGCAAAGUUUCUGAAAUUGAGGAUUCAUACCACAGUCAGUGGAGCGACUGGAGCCAGACAACAGUAUUUCAAAGAGAAGGUGCAUCCGAACUGUCUGAAAAACUCUUUGAUACCAGAACAUUCGAGUUCUUGAUCAUUCCUCUGAGUUUUGGCACCCUACUCUAUUUAUUUUGGAACUGCAAGCUUUCUUCAAGGCCAAAAGUCCUCUCCUGCCUUAAUAUUCCCACACCAGCUGCUUUCUUUCAGCCACUCUAUAAUUUGCACAAUGGGAAUUUUAAGGACUGGGUUGGACCCAAUGAGGCUUGUAGCCAACUCAAAAGAGAAGAGGCAAGCAACUCAAACAAAGUGACUGUAGAUGAAGUUUCUGAGCUAAGCAUCCAAGAACUGAUUUCCCAAAUUUCCUUGAAACCUAUGGAAAGCACAAAUUUGGCUGCCGAAGAAGAGAUGAUUGCCUUUGCCUCUGGUCCAAGCCAGCAGCAUGUCCCCAGCAGAUGUGUAAGAGGAGAAGAGAUAGAAGUCAGGCCAGCAGUGCUGGUAACCCAAAACCAUGCUAAUGAUACAACUGACCUGAAAAUCUCUGAAAAAAUUAAAGCCAACCUUGAGAGCUCUAGUGGGGGAAGGAGUUAUCCCUCCCACUUACAGCCUGGAAAGAGUGACUGUAUUAUGCUUCAGGAAUCUUUGGAGGUGGCAAGUGUGUCAUUCAGCAGUAGCGACUACUGCACCUUGUGUGAUAGUGAUACCACUGAAGGUUUGAUUCCUGCUGAACUAUUGAAGCUCUCUGAUGGAAAUGGUCUGGCCAAAUGUGAGAAUGAUCAGAAUGACCUUCCCUGA
Molecule: messenger RNA, 1446 nt
Organism: Centrocercus urophasianus (Greater sage-grouse)
Lineage: Eukaryota; Metazoa; Chordata; Aves; Galliformes; Phasianidae
Product: interleukin-9 receptor-like
Exons: 8
Coding region: 1-1446 (481 amino acids)
Biological process (GO): immunoglobulin mediated immune response; cytokine-mediated signaling pathway
Cellular component (GO): external side of plasma membrane; membrane
Molecular function (GO): cytokine receptor activity; protein binding
Source: RefSeq, a predicted model, not a curated record